UGUAUUUCUGUUUACAGAUGAGCAGGAUCACCAACAAAUUAUAUACAAAUAUCAACACAGCUGUGCCAUUUGAAAUUCACCUUAAGAAACCUAUCAAGAAACAAAAGUUCUCCAUUCAGGCUGUGCCAGUAUUUUCUAGUCCACAAUUUUUGCGCCAUAAUGUCAAUCGCUGCCCCAACCAUGCUGCACCAACAGACUCGACCAAUCAUGAUUUUCCAUACCCUGAGCAUGUAGUAAGGGCUGACCACCCUGAGGCUCGUUAUAUUAAGAGUGCCUCGGGACGCUUGUCCGUUGUAGUCCCAGUUGAUCCCUUGCAGGAUGGCUCCGACUACACUCCCAUUCUUCUGCGAUUUAUGUGUCUGGGGUCCUGUGUAGGAGGUAUUAACCGAAGACCCAUUGCCAUCAUUCUUACCCUUGAGAACAGCUCUGGAAAAGAAUGUGGAAGGAAGGUUAUCGAUGUAAGAGUGUGUGCUUGUCCUACUCGAGAUAUCAAAACUGACGAGCAAGCUAUAUUGUACAAAGGUGGUAAACGGAAAGCCUCAGUCAUGCAAGAAAAAGUACCACUUGUGACCAGGAAGAAACCUAGGGCAGUCGACCCCAAAACUGAGCCACAAGAAGAAGAUAAGAUGUUUUUGAUUCCUGUACGUGGCCAAAAACUGUACAACUUCCUCAUGGAUAUGAAGGCUGUAUACUACCGCAACCAUCCAGAAUAUGCUGCAAAAUACCCUGAUGACGAUAUUAACAGGUUGCUGGAGGCUUAGCUGGGAGCCCUGCCUCACUCCUCAUGUUUUACCAGACACUGUUGGCCAGCGAUGGCAACCCCAUGACGAAUUUGAAACUUUUUGCUUUUUCUUAUAUUAUCAAUUUAUAUUAAUGUAUUUGUAUAAAAU
Molecule: messenger RNA, 890 nt
Organism: Cherax quadricarinatus
Lineage: Eukaryota; Metazoa; Arthropoda; Malacostraca; Decapoda; Parastacidae
Source: RefSeq, a predicted model, not a curated record